AUGUUAAUACGAGCAGUGUUAACACUGCUACUGGCAACCACCGCCACUGCACACAUCAAACUUGUCUACCCGCCGGCCAGAGCACCGGCUCUCGACUUCUACAGCUCAUCGAACAGUCAACCGCCAUGUGGAGUACCGAAACCAGCCGCUGGAGAGGGUGUCCGUACCUUCAUGAAAGCUGGAUCCACAAUUGAGAUGAGCUGGUUCGUCGCCGUGCCGCAUAUGGGAGGAAUCCGAUUGGAAGUGCUGAACUCGUCAGAUGAGCCAAUCGCCAUUUUCACCAAUUUCAAUGAUCCGUUUAAUGUCACUGAAACUACCAAAAAAGUGGAGCUCCCUCCGAACUUUGAAUGCAAGAAUUGCGCGAUCCGAAUGACGACUCAAGCCACCGAGUACGGCAACUCCUAUUUCUUCUUCUCCUGCGCAGAUAUCAACAUUGUGAAUGAUAUCCCAGACGGUGACACUUGUGUUGGAAAUGGCAAUCGGAUGAAUGGAAAAUGUCAAUGUUUCGAUGGAUUCUUCGGGGAGGAGUGCCAGUUUCAGGACGAAUGUAAGGAGGACGACGACUGUGGAGUACAGGGGUACUGUAGGCUCGGAGGGGAUGCGCCGAGGAGACAAUGCUUCUGUCCGACGAGUAGAUAUGGGAAGAAUUGUGAACUUGAAUCCGACAGUAUCCGCAGUGUAGCCGACUUUGACGAAUCACUCUACCAGAAGCGUGAGGACCAGGGCAACAAAAUCUAUUGGCGUCUGCUCAAGGACGAAAUCGAGUUUGUGCUCCGCUACCCCGGUCAGUCAUGGAUUGCUCUCGGAUGGAAGAGUCCGGAUGCCACGUGUGAAUUGACGGCCAAGGAUUUUGUGAAUAGGAAUGGAGGAUCUGCUUCUGGAGCCUCCACCACCACUACGUCAUCGACCAUCCCCUCUGUCAUCACCAACGCCACCAGCCAUGAGCAACUCGACUCGGGCGAGCAGGAGUGCGGCCCCAAUGAGCAAUGGUCGGAGUGUCCGGAGAGCUCUCGUGAAUGCGAGCACUCUUGCGACUGGACCCACUUCCCGGAGACCACACCGAACUGUCCGAACUCGUGUGGCACACCGAGAUGCAUCUGCAAGGAGGGAUUCGUCCGAAUGGCCAACGACCAGGAAGUUUGUGUACCCUUUGACUUCUGUGAUAAGACUGUCGAGAACGAGGAGACGUGUGCGGCCAAUUCGACUUGGGCAAAAUGUGGGACGGCUUGUGAGCCCACAUGCGCCAAUAUGUAUGAUACGGCACCGUGCCCUGCGAGUUGUGAAAAACCUGGAUGCACUUGUGCGGACAAUUAUGUUAGGCAUAACGGACAAUGCAUCUAUUGGGGUGAUUGUCCAGAGUUGAGGGAUGAGAAGACGACGACAAGGAAGAUAGAGGAGUCCUCCACGCAGAGUACACUCGAUAGAAAUGAGAUUAUUACGGUAUCAGCAUCUGAGACGACUACAAAGACUACACAAAAAACGAUUGUCACCGAAUGUAGUCUCAACGAGACAUUGAAUGAAUGCGGUCGAGUCUGUGAGGCGGAUUGUGUCUCCAUCUUCACCCGUUCGGAAUGCUCGGAUUGUGGCUCCGCUGCGUGCGCUUGCCUUCAAGGAUACGCCAGAAACCCGCAAGGACAAUGCGUCUAUUGGGGAGAUUGCCCGACUGAUGCGCAACCAACGACUCCAAAAUCGCUCUCCUCUCCAACCACCGCACUCCCCACCCAAACCGCUCCACCAAGUGUCAACGGUGAUGUGUGCUACGGUGACUUCCGCUAUCCGGCCGGUUGCUCGGACUGCGAGUACAAGUUGUCAUGGAACUAUAUGGAGGAUUCAGAUGAGAUCGAGUUCUCCCUAGAGACCCGGGUUCCGGAUAACUCGUGGACCGGUGUGGGAUUCAGUAAGGAUGGAACAAUGUUGGACGCUGAUAUGAUUAUUGUGUCGAGCCGGAAUGGAAAGAUUCAGCUGAAUGAUAUGCAGAGCAGAGGGUAUGACCAACCAGCAAUGGACGCCGUACAAAAUGUGAAGUCGAAUAGCGCCGCCCAUGCGAAUGGAGUGCUUCGUGCUCAAUUCAUCAGGAAAAUCAAUACCGGGGAUGCUACUGAUAAGCAAUUCGACAAUGGACAGUGCUGGAAGAUGUUGUAUCCUAUCGCAGGAGGGAAGUUGGACCAAUAUGGAAAUGUGUCGAUCCAUUUGAGCACUCCAUUGAGCUCGGAUAAAUCUGUUUGUAUAAGAAGUUGUGGGGAGAAGAAGUCAUCUGCACCAUCACCAGCCUCUCAAGCAUGCACCAACGAAUACCGUUUCCCUGAAUCCUGCUCUGGCCCUGAUUGCGACUACAUAGCAAAAUGGAACGCAUCCUCUGACGCUGUCACAUUCGAGAUCACCGCCAAAACUCCUGGACGAUGGACGGGUAUCGGAUUCUCAAGAGAUGGCCAGAUGACCAACGCCGACAUGUACACCGGAUGGUUCUACGACGGGAAGGCGUACAUCGUGGAUAGAUUCGCAUACGGUAGACAGUUGCCAGCAAUCGACCCAGCUGACAGACAAGACAUCUAUGAUAUGGGCGGACGAGUUGAGGAUGAUGUGCAGACGAUUUGGUUCACCAGGAAGCUUAUCUCGAAGGACACCAAAACAGACGUCUCUCUCGAUGAAUGUCACUAUUUCCUGUUCCCAGUUGGUGGCGGACGGGUGCUCGCUAGAAAGAGUUCGGACUUCACGAACCCGAAGACACCCAUCGGGUACCAUGACCAGGUGCAACCUCAGGUGUCGGCUACCAAGAUUUGUCUAUGUGAUCAGGGCACCGGCAAGAGGGUCUCUCAUGAGACAAAGGCUCCAAUCUCCCGAAGAGUUCGCCGAGCAGCUACACGAGUGACCACCAGCGCCAUGCACUGCGCGGAUAUGGUAGUGGGUAUGGUAGCCAAUGGACGUGCCAGAAUAAUGGAUAUGUACUCACCAUCAAAGGCGACACCGAUGGAGGACUCAUUCUUUGGCGGCGAGAACUCGCUGACAUCAGCCGCGGCGUUCCAGGAGGAUGGUGUGACUACGUUGGUGUUCCGGAAGAAGUUGGAAGCCGAGGAGCGAUGGGAUAACUCAUUUGUUAAUGGAGAGAUGACAGUGAUCUGGGCAAAGGGGGCGGACCCGAUGAAUUAUGUGCAUACGACUGGAGGGGCGGCGAUUAAAGCGGCUCCAGAAUUCUUUGCGAAUGCGAUGAAGUAUCACGGGAAGAAUGCGAGAGGUGUCAUGAAGAUUAAUUUCUUUGAGACUUCCCCAACUUCCUCUGAUUCUGAAUCAGCUGAAGUUAAGCCAAGCUCCCCCACUGUCCAUGGCAUGCAUUUGGAAUCCACGUGCGAGGGAUCGAUCCGCCACCCUGAAAACUGUGAAGCCGACCAAUGCCUCUACACAAUCUCCUGGAUCUCUGACGGCUCUGUCGCCCGGUUCUCAAUUCAUGGAGCCCUCCAAACCAGUCAAUGGACCGCCCUGGGAUUCUCCACUGAUGGAAACAUGGCCGCCGCCGACGCCGUGGUGAUUGGAAUCCAGAAUAACGCGGUGAUGGUCACCGAUCAGUUUAUGCCAAACUACGGGCGGCCCGUAGUCGAUGAGCAACAGGAUAUCUUCGAUGUGGAGACCACCUACGUCAACGGGUUCCUCACCGCCAACUUCUCCAGAGAACUACACAGCGAGGAUGAGAAUGACGUGGAUCUCCAGGAAUGCGUUUUCCUACUGUACUCUCCGUUCGGAGGCGUUAUUGAGAAGAACGGGGAGAUUCGGAAGCAUCAGGAGACACCGUUGAGGAGCAAGAGCAAGAUUUGUUUGAAUAAGUGCACGGAGCAGAAGGUGGCGCCAACGAAGACUGAGACAACUGCUGUUGAUACCACUACCACCACCGAGACCACGACUGUUCCAGUCACUACCACCAAGGCUACUACAGUACCCUCUGGAACCUCUGGACCAUCCCGCCCUGCUACCAAGGUCCUUAUGCCACCAAUGUCCACGAAACCAUCCUUCACUGUCUACGAACCUCAAACCCCUGCGAAACGACGCUACGGUCUCCGUGUCCGGAUUCUCAACCGCGAAUUCUCGGACGCUCUCAACGACCCGAAAACCGGAUUCUACCAAGACUUCACCAAGGAGGUCACCCAAUCGAUCGACGAGCUCCUCGCCAAGCGAUGGAAGGGAAUGCGUGUCUCCAAGAUCCUCGGAUACGAAAAAGGAUCCGUCAUCGCUGAAUUCGAAGUGGUCGCCAUCGACGACACCGCCAAACCGAUGGAGAUUAAAUCGAUGGUUGAGGAGAACGCGGUGCGCGGACCGAUCGGAGCGUUCUCCAUUGAGCCGUCUACUGUCAGAGUCACCGAGGUGGACACCACCACUGCACCGUCGGAAGAGGACAUCUUCAAGAAUAUGGGAAUGUGGAGGAACAUUUGCAUCAUUGCCGGCUGUGCCGUUCUAUCUUGCAUCGCGGUUUUCUGUAUUUGCUUCAUGUGUUGUACAAAGUGUCGCAAGAGGACUUAUACCGCCUAUCCAGUCGCCGACCAUCACAUGUCAUAUGCCAGUAGAGUUUUGGGUGAAAAAGGAGGAUUCGACAACGCCAUCUACCACCAACCACAACGAUACUACUCCCAGACUACUGUAGCCUCAACGAAGGUGACAAACGCCUCGGCUGCUCCAGGAGCCGGGGACCAAAAUGGAAAUAAUAUGGAAGGGCCACCGGGAGGAGUUGGGGAGACCACGUAUGCAGAGUGGUACUCGAAGGUCGGCUCCAAACCUGCGUCCCAACAACACGAAGAGGUGCCACCUCAACCAACCGUCCAAUCUCGUCCCCCCUCCACCACUCCAUACGUUUCGUAUCCAAAUGAUCCAACGGGAUACUACACGUUAGGCGGUCGCCACCGACAGAACUCCAGUUCGGGCGGCGGUUCCAAUAAUAAGUAUGCGACCAAGUAUUAA
Messenger RNA from Caenorhabditis remanei, 4941 nucleotides. RefSeq lists its product as uncharacterized. Lineage: Eukaryota; Metazoa; Nematoda; Chromadorea; Rhabditida; Rhabditidae. The transcript is spliced from 8 exons. Bases 1 to 4941 code for a protein of 1646 amino acids. The record is from RefSeq and is a predicted model, not a curated record.